GAGGGGCGGGGGCCUGCUCUGACGUGUAUGCCAGUAAGAAGCUUCCAGUUAGCUCGCUGCCCGCUUCUUUACAGGUUUGGAGGUGACGGGGCCUGCACCAUCAUUUCCGGUACGCUUCCUCCACCAACCGCCUCCUCAGUGAAACCCAGGCCUCCGAAUGCGCCCUCUGUACAGGCAGCGGGCUCUCCUGGCGUGUUAAGAAUCGGCAGAUGGUCCGACGUAUCAGUGUUUUGCUUCCAUUGGUCAAGGAAGUCUCGGGAGCUGGAAGGUCGGACAUUUCAUUGGUCACAAGAUGUUGGGCUGCUCUCUGAUUGGUCGAAAGGUUUUCCAAGGGGCGGGAGCUUGGCUGUUCUUGGGACGCAGUAGGGGAUACCCAGGUGUGAGUGCAGGGCUGCGGCAGAGUGCGGCUGGCAAGUGGCAAGAGAAUAGCUGGCAGAGGAAUAGCAGAAAGAUGCCUGAGAUAAACACAGAUUCGCUGGACCAGCAGCAGGUGAUGCUUCUGGCAGAGAUGUGCAUACUUAUCAAUGAGGACGACCAGAAGAUCGGAGCAGACACAAAGAAAAACUGCCAUCUGAACAGCAACAUCGAUAAGGGCUUGCUCCACCGAGCAUUCAGCGUCUUCCUGUUUAACUCUGAAAACAAGCUAUUGCUGCAGCAGCGCUCUGAAGCAAAAAUAACAUUUCCAGGCUGCUACACAAACACUUGCUGCAGUCACCCAUUAAAUACUCCCCUGGAGACUGAGGAAGGGAAUGCCAUCGGGGUGAGGAGAGCGGCACAGAGACGGCUGAAAGCUGAACUGGGGAUCCCCAUGGAGCAGGUGAUGCCAGAUGAGCUGAAGUACCUGACUCGUAUUCAUUACAAAGCUCAGUCGGACGGGAUCUGGGGAGAACAUGAAAUUGAUUACAUUCUGUUUGUGCAGAAGGAUGUUGCACUAGACCCUGACCCCAAUGAGAUCCAGACCCAUUGCUAUGUGUCCAAGGAAGAUCUCAGGCAGUUGCUGGACAAGGCUAAACGCGGGGAAGUAAAGAUCACCCCAUGGUUUCAGCUCAUCGCGGACACUUUCCUCUUUAAGUGGUGGGAUAAUCUGCAGAACCUGCAGAAGUUUGAGGAUCAUGAUCAAAUCCAUCACAUGUGAGCAGCACAGAGGAGCCGGGGCAAGGACUAUAGGGGAGGCAGGCAGAGUCUGGGGGACGCUUUUGCCUCCAGAUUCCAGUAGAUCAGCAGCAGCAGCGCUUUGUGAACUGGCGUGGUCCCUGCCUGAAACCCUGCAGUAUCCCCUGUUGUAAAGGGAAAGGAAGAGAAGGAAGAGGGACUCGGGCAUAGCUUGAACUUGUCAGGCCCUGCUCACUGGGCAAUAGACCCCUCAGAGUUAAAACUGAUCUUUCAGGUCUUAUUAUUCAUUCAAUAUAUUAGAAGUGUUGGAAUGAAGUGCUUUCUUAACACUUAAACUGCUGGUUAUCACUUUCUCAUGGGUUAAAGGGCUUUGCCACACAACAAAUUACAGUGUUAAUUUAACAUUACUUAUUGGAGCAGAGACAGAGUAAUAAAAAGCAAAGAGCUUGCAUAUAAUAUGUACAGUUAUUUUCUCUGUAACUUGUAGGCAUUGGGUUUCAUGAUGUUUACUAAAGCUCUGAACUAAUUAAAUAUCAAUUAUUAAAAAAAAAA
Molecule: messenger RNA, 1665 nt
Organism: Xenopus tropicalis (tropical clawed frog)
Lineage: Eukaryota; Metazoa; Chordata; Amphibia; Anura; Pipidae
Source: RefSeq, a predicted model, not a curated record